UCAUCUGGGCGCUUUCCCAAAUCUUCAAUGUAAGCAAAGAGCUUUGCCACCCUCAAAGCCCAAAGUAGUGAGAUACGCAACCCGGUCCAGCAGUUGCAGGCGAAGCGAAGUCACCUACCGGUCAGAAAAGUGAGAGAAAAUGGAUACCGACUUCAAUUAACUCCAGCUUAUUCACCUAUGCUAGGUUAAUUGUCCUUCCUUUCCCCCCCAAUCCUACUGAAAUCCAGACGAUUUCUGUUACUGUUUAUAGUCAUCUUUGACAGUUUUCACCUAUGCCUUCCGACGCUGAGUUAUCGGACGAUGAUCGGAAACCUAAUGUUGGCCCUAGCAAUAACUCUAUCGAUCAAUCUCUGGACGCAAUUGAGAAUCAAUUAUCCUCAAUUUCAGUGGGUCAAUCCGAAUCUGACCUGGAUACAAAAGAAGCUUCCUCAUCCAAGCAGGAUGAGCUCGCCAAUGGGAAUUCCGGAGCUGAUGAUAGCAAUGUGGUGGAAGACCUUAGCUCUGUGUGGAGGAACAAUUCUGAAGAAAUGGAAGCGCCGGCAAGUCCCAGUAGCAGUGGUUAUGCAGCUGAAAGAGGGAGUAGUAAUGGUAGUAGUAGGGCAUCUGGUAUUGAGGAGGUUGAUGGUGAGAUUAUUGAAAUUGGGAAUAGUGAUGCUUAUGAGGGAGUUUCGGACUCUCAGGUGCAAUGGAUUCCCGGGAAACGCCACGGCAAUGAGGAUGAUGCUUCUGUUUCCUGGAGAAAACGAAAGAAGCACUUCUUUAUCUUGAGUCACUCAGGAAAACCAAUAUACUCAAGAUAUGGAGAUGAACACAAACUUGCUGGAUUCUCUGCCACUUUGCAAGCCAUCAUUUCAUUUGUCGAGAAUGGGGGUGAUCGAGUCAACUUGGUCAGAGCCGGUAAACACCAGGUUGUGUUUCUUGUGAAAGGACCUAUUUACUUGGCUUGCAUAAGCUGUACUGAAGAGUCAUAUCAGUCACUGAAGGGACAACUAGAGCUCCUUUAUGGUCAGAUGAUACUUAUUCUUACGAAGUCGCUGAAUAGAUGUUUCGAGAAGAACCCUAAAUUUGACAUGACUCCUUUGCUUGGAGGAACAGAUGCUGUCUUCUCUUCUCUAAUCCAUUCAUUCAGUUGGAACCCAGCUAACUUUCUCCAUGCUUAUUCAUGUCUUCCACUUGCUUAUGCGACAAGGCAAGCUGCUAGUGCCAUCUUGCAAGAUGUAGCUGACUCAGGGGUCCUUUUUGCCAUUUUAAUGUGUAAACACAAGGUUAUCAGUCUUGUUGGUGCUCAAAAAGCAUCUCUUCACCCUGAUGAUAUGUUAUUGCUCUCCAACUUUGUUAUGUCUUCUGAAUCAUUUAGGACAUCAGAAUCCUUCUCACCAAUUUGCUUACCAAGAUAUAAUCCCAUGUCAUUUCUACAUGCUUAUGUGCAUUACCUCGAUGUUGACACAUACUUAAUAUUGCUUACUACGAGCUCAGAUGCCUUUCAUCAUCUUAAAGAUUGCAGGAUUCGUAUUGAAAAGGUACUUGUGGAGUCCAAUGUACUCAAUGAAGUCCAAAGAUCCAUGGUAGAUGGUGGCAUGCGUGUUGAGGAUUUACCUGCUGAUCCCGGUUCUCAUACUGGAGCAGUCUCCGCUCAUCUGGGUCAGCCUGGACAUACUAGAGAAUCAUCAGAGAGAUUUGCUGAGGCAUUCAUAGGUGUUGGUGGUCCUGCUGGACUUUGGCAUUUUAUGUAUCGAAGUAUUUAUCUUGACCAGUAUGUGUCGUCUGAGUUUUCCUCACCAGUAAAUAAUAGACAACAACAGAAAAGGUUGUAUAGAGCUUACCAGAAGCUUUAUGCAUCCAUGCAUGAUAAAGAAAUUGGACCGCACAGAACUCAGUUCAGAAGGGAUGAAAAUUAUGUUCUACUGUGCUGGGUUACUCAGGAUUUCGAACUUUACGCAGCAUUUGAUCCCCUGGCAGACAAGGCUCUAGCUAUUAAGACUUGCAAUCGAGUAUGUCAAUGGAUCAAGAACAUAGAGAAUGAGAUUUUCUUGUUAGGAGCCAGUGCCUUUUCGUGGUGAUUGUGCCCAUGUUAUGUAUUCUAUUUUUCUUCCUUAUUUUCUGGAAUUCCUUGUAAUAAGUUAUUGCCUCAUUUUGGUAGGCUUCCCAUUUUUGUGGCUCAAUUAUAUAAUGCCGAUUGUAGCUUAAAGUUUGGCAGUCAAGAUAUGAGUCGGUCUCACUCUAAUGUACAAUUUAUGAAAAUUUUGUAGCUUAUCUGUAUCAAAAAUUUAUUGUGUUCUACGUA
Molecule: messenger RNA, 2284 nt
Organism: Lycium barbarum (goji berry)
Lineage: Eukaryota; Viridiplantae; Streptophyta; Magnoliopsida; Solanales; Solanaceae
Product: vacuolar fusion protein MON1 homolog
Exons: 14
Coding region: 273-2060 (595 amino acids)
Biological process (GO): protein targeting to vacuole; vesicle-mediated transport
Source: RefSeq, a predicted model, not a curated record